Molecule: messenger RNA, 628 nt
Organism: Drosophila willistoni
Lineage: Eukaryota; Metazoa; Arthropoda; Insecta; Diptera; Drosophilidae
Exons: 3
Coding region: 80-472 (130 amino acids)
Source: RefSeq, a predicted model, not a curated record
UUUUGUUUUUUAAUUUAACCAAUUCUACAAUAGUUUUUAUACAUUUCGGUAACAUUAAAUUCAAAAACAAUAUUUGAAAAUGAGUCCAAAUUCACGGCGUUAUUUGAUGGCUUUUUUGGUUGUGCUCUCGUUCUUUGUCUAUCGUCUAAUGGAAGUGCAAUUGAAUCGCAAGGCUCCCUUUUUGCCGCGUUGUACCCGCCACGAGGUGGCAAACAAUUUCCCUGAAGAUGUCAUACAUCAAGCGGAUAGUUGUGUCAUAGAGCAACAAACGAGCAAUGGAGAUGAGAAACAAACUUUGCAGUACCUCAAGAUCAGCUGCAUUGCUGAGAACCUGCCACAGGGUCGCCUCAAAUCUCAUGGUCAAAACAUUUUAUUGCAUCAACGCAUACCGAAUCCAAAAUCAAACAAAAACCAAUGGAAUUUCCGAGUACCCAGAGAGGCCGUGAAUGGACUCAGUCUUCUAUUAGCAUGAUUGAUUUUUCGUUUCUUUCUCCCCAUACCCCCACUCCACACUCCCAUUUAUUCAAUCUCUUCUCGUACACAUUUGAAAUUAUAGAAAAGCGAUAACGAAUAUGUCAACGAAAUGGCCACCAACAAAUUUCAAUUAAAUUAAAGGUCAGCUACUGAA